Molecule: messenger RNA, 966 nt
Organism: Lactuca virosa
Lineage: Eukaryota; Viridiplantae; Streptophyta; Magnoliopsida; Asterales; Asteraceae
Source: the annotation of a GenBank genome assembly
AUGGCUAAGACAAGAAGUAUGACUAGAAACCAGAACCAUGAUGAUGAUGCAUCUAGCAAGAAGAAGAUGAAGAUUUGUAUCUUAUGUGUAGGAAUGGCUAAGAAAAGACGCAUGACUAGAAACCGAAACUGUAAUGAUGCAUCUAGCAAGAAGAAGAGGUUUAAUAAGACUUGUGACACUUGGUCAUAUCUUAAUCAUGAUUUGCUUUUUAUAAUUAUGAUGCAACUUGGAGUUGAUGAUUAUGUUUCAUUCAGUAGAGUUUGUAAGUCAUGGAGAUCACUCGCAGUGUGUAACAAAAACAAGUUCAUAGUGUCUAGACUACCCAUGUCCUUAUCUAUCCCUACUGAUGAUGAUGAUGAUGAGAAAAAAUGCCAUUUAGAGGACUUUGAAGGAAGAAAGUUCAAAUUCAUUCUUCCCCAUUCUGCUGGAAGAAUCUGUAUUGGAGCAACUUGUGGUUACUUGAUAUUGUGUGCGGGAAAACGAGAAUGGACUAGUGUCUCCACCGUUUCCCCCAUCAUUGAUUUACGAGCUUUCAAAGGGAAGAUAUAUACUCUAUACACGGAUAAUCGUUUAGGUGAAGUGACACUUUUUCCAACACCCAAAGUGACUUUACUAGAAAUCAAGAACCUUCCAAACCCAACCUUUCAAAAUCCGAGAUUUGUGAGUUGGGGUGAAAAUCUUUAUGUGAUGAAUCUAUCUUUUCAUUAUCCGUACCAAAAGAUCUAUGAAAUAAAUCUCAACAAAAUGGAAUGGGAGUCACGUGAAAAGAAAGGAGAAGAAUAUGGAUUCUUUUUAAGCUUUUUGAAUUAUGGUGCUUUGGUUAUAAGAGGGGAGUUAUGGGCUGACCUUCGGUCCAAAUAUGUGAGAUAUGUUUGUCCUGAUGGAACUGGAAAAGACAGGUUCUUGUAUGCAUGCAGGUGGUACUUUUUUCAUGAUUGUUUGGAUGUUAAUCUCCUACAUAAGUGA